Leptopilina boulardi is the source of this 3905-nucleotide messenger RNA. Its product is annotated as WD repeat-containing protein 6. The record is from RefSeq and is a predicted model, not a curated record. Gene Ontology annotation, cellular component: cytoplasm. NCBI's taxonomy places the organism in Eukaryota, Metazoa, Arthropoda, Insecta, Hymenoptera, Figitidae. Bases 235 to 3297 code for a protein of 1020 amino acids. The transcript is spliced from 12 exons. Gene Ontology annotation, biological process: tRNA methylation. Gene Ontology annotation, molecular function: protein binding.
UGUUUAACCGGAGUCAUUCUGCUUAAGAAAUAUUUUGGGGUUAUGUUUAAAUGUUUGACACGUUUUCCAGUUUUUCAUAAACAAAUGACAAACAUGCAUGAAUUUAGUUGAAAACUAUGCAUAUAUUUUAUUUUAUUAUUUAAAAGUCUAAAAGUAAUGAAAAAUAAAUUUCAAUAGGAAAUUUAAUAUUUUCUUGUUAUUUUAAUUAUAAAGUGAAGUUUUUAAAAAAUUAAUAUGCAUUCAACUUACUCGAAAACAGAUGUCCUAGCAAUUCGCUACGUUGAUGAUUUUAUUUGCCUGGGAUUGGGUACAAUUUUGUACAUAAUUAACAAGUCUAAUUAUAAAGUGGAAACAAAAUUAAAUGUCCUUUAUCCUCAUAAAAUACACGGUAUCAAAAUAGCACCAGGCAAUAAAUUAAUUAUUUUUGGAGGAAAAAGUUUAAGAAUUUGCAAAUUAAUCAUUACCGGCAAUCAAAUAAAAAUUGAGAAUGUUUCGGAUAUUUAUUGUUUUACAGACUGGAUAAUUGCAGUCGAAUUUUUUAGAACUGAAGAUGAAAUAAAAUUGAUUAUUCUCUUUGCUCACAAUUAUUUAUAUAUUUGUGAUUUACUUAAUGAACAACACCGCAUUAUAUGGUGUGAGGAAAAAUGCAUUUUAUAUGGAGGAAGCAUUUUUCCUAAAAAUUGUGAAAACGCCGUUGUCUUCAGUGGGACCGUAUUUCAAGAAAUACUAAUAUGGCAAGUAAAUAUAAAUGAUUGUAAUGAUAUUAGAAUUUUACACCGAUUAAAGGGACACAAUGGUGUUGUAUUUUCUGUUUUCUACGAUCCACUCACAAAUAUUAUGUGUUCUACUUCGGACGAUAGAACAGUAAGAUUAUGGAGUAUUUACGACGAAAUGGGAAAUAUAAAUUCCAGUAACGUGGAAUGGAGCAAUGUUCAAGUAAAUCUUUUAGCCACAAUGUACGGUCACACUGCUCGAGUUUGGAGAGCAAUUAUAAAACAAAGUACAGUUGUGAGCAUUGGAGAAGAUUCGCAAAUUUGUCUCUGGUCUAUAAAUGGUAAAUUUUUAAAUAAAAUCCAAGCACAUAACGGUUCACCCAUUUGGUGCUUGGAUAUAUCAACUGACGACAGGAGAAUGAUAACGGGAGCAGCUGAUGGUUCUGUGUAUGUUUGGCCGUUUCCAUUCAUAAAUGAAGAGAAAAAAAAUUGUACAUUGGGCUCUGAAAUCAACAAAACUCCAAAAUUCACGUGCUUCCUUUCAGAUGGAACUAUUUUAGUUGUUCGUGACGACGGAGAGAUAAAUUUCUUUAAUUCAAUUACACACUGUUUAACUAAAUCAUUCAGUGUUUCCAAUUUAUCAUCAUAUUUAGUCAUUCAGUUAUCGCCGGAUCGAAAGCGAAUCUGUUUUGCAUCAAAAGAUGGUUUCAUUUCGAUUUACGAAAUAAAUAAUGAACAAGAAUUGACACAUCAAAUUAACGAGAAAAUUAUGGACAGUAAAAUAUUUUCCAUGCAGUGGCUGAGUAAUGAGUCAUUGUUAUUAUGCGGUUCUCUUGGACGUUUGAUUAUUGUCGAUGUUAAGUCCGAUGGGAAAGUGAAAAUACUAUAUGAAUAUAUUUUACCUGAAAGUCGAGAACGUUGGACGACUGCUGCAAUUUUAUAUGAAAAUCUAAUAAUCUGUGGAGACCGUAUAGGAAGUGUUUUUGUCUUCAAAAAAUCUCCCAAUGAUAAAGAUUUUCAAAAACCAUUGCAAACUUUUUAUAAAAUUCACGGCAAAUUGGGAAUUCAAAGCUGUUCAAUUAGAGCAAAUAAGUUGAUAACAGCCGGACGUGAUGGUCAUUUAAGAUUUUACGAAAUACGAAACGAAAAUGAUGAAUAUUUUUUGGAAUUGGAAUGUUCAAAAAAUAUGCCAAUGGAUUGGAUUAGUAGAAUUUUUGAAUUGCAAGACGAUCAAUUUGUGUUUGGUUUUAGUGAGAUUGAUUUUAUUGUCUAUAGUAUUUCCUUACGCAGAAUAUUAGUGAGAAUUCCUUGUGGUGGUGGUCAUAGAUCUUGGGAUUGUGUUAUCGAUGAAAAUAUUCUCAAAUUUCUCUUCAUUAAAGACAAACAAAUUCAUUUGCGAGUUUCUCCAUUUCAAAAACUGGCUCUAUGUCCUGUUGUGGAAGGAUAUCAUUCCAAGGAAAUUCUUUGUCUCGAAAAGAUAAAAACAUUAAGAAAUUCAUUUAUUUUCAUUUCUGGUGGUGAAGACUGUACUCUUCGUGUCAGUCGAGGUAUUCAACUAAUGCCAAACAAGGGAAUUGAAGACUUUCAAACUCUUAAUAUUAUUAAUGGACACAUUUCUAGUGUAAAAUGUUUGGCUAUUUUGAAUGUCGAAAAUACUGAAUCGUGUUGCAAGAAUUUAAUAUUCUCAGGAGGUGGAAGAGCCCAACUCAAAGUAUGGCAACUGAGUAUUAAAUUGGAGAAUGGAGAAUUUUUAAAAGAAAAUUUAAGUUGUAAAUUUGUCAAUUCGUUCAUGUUACGCGGCACUGACAAGGAAAGAAAAAAAUUGAGCAAAACUUUGAAAAACAAUUACGAUGUCGAUCCUGAAACUAGAUUUAUGGAUAUUAAUGUCCACUCACUUCUUGACGUUUCAAAUUCGAUUUUACUUUUUGUAGCCUGUUCCGACGGAUACCUCAGGGUACUUUCAUGGAGCGCCGAUUCAAAAUUUAAAGUUGAAAACACUCUUAAAUAUAAUCGUUGCAUUUUGAAAGUUCAUUCGUUUAUGAAUAAAAAUAAUUUAAUUGUUUUAACAAUGGCUACCGAUGGAAUUGUGAAUUUUUGGGAGUUUAGUUAUCUGCUUCCUAACAGUAAUCGGAAAGAGAUGAAUACGCCUUUUACACAAUGGAAAAUUCAUCAAUCAGGCAUUAAUAGUUUUGAUAUUAAACAAAUCAAUAGUCAUGAAUAUUUAUUUUCCACUGGAGGAGACGACAAUCUUAUCAGUCUCAUUUUAUUUCAAAUAAAUCUUCUUGAAAAUGGCGAUCUAUCAGCAAAAAUUUUAAUGAAUAAUAAUUCAUUCGAUUGUCAUUAUACACAAAUAACAGGUAUCAAAUUUUUUCAAGAAAACAAAUUAUGUAGUGUUGGUACAGAUCAGAAAGUAAUUAUUCAUCGAUAUUCUAUGGAAAAUGAUGCGUUAUUGUUAUUAAAAGAAAAUGAAAUAAUUACUUGCGUCUCUGACGUUCAAGGCAUUACUCUAUCGGAGUGUAAUGAUAAAAAAUUCCUGUUUCAGAGAUGGCAAUACAUUUAUAUGUACAUAUGGAAAAGGAUUUGAGUUUAUCUCUGAAAGUCGAUAAAUAUAUCAUUUUUAUCAUAAAAUGUAAAUACAUAUACAAGUUAAAACGAUAAUUUAUAAAAUAAUACAUUAAAUACAAGAAAAAUUUCUUAUUGAGUAGCAAAAUAUUCCUCAGAAAUUUUCACUGAAAAUUUGAAAAAAAAAAUUAAGACAGAACAAACAAGUAGUAAAAUAAAAGAGUAACAACAUAAUGUUUUUUUUAAGAAAGCACACGGAAAAAAAUAUUCUUGCAGAUUCUACAAAACUUUAAAUACAAUUUUGGAUACAAGCGAUAGUUUUGUCAAAUAUGUAAUUUCAUGGGUUUCACAAAUUAUUAUAUUUUGCUUCCUCUCCUCACGAGAAAGCUUUGUAUUCGUGACGAUUUUCGAUUUUAUAAAAAUUGGUUAUAUGGGCUUAUUUUUAUCUAGCAUGCAUAUAUUUGAAGUUUUAAACAAAUGUCCGGAUGUAUAUGAGGCAAAAUUCCUGAAAUGUCCGAACAAAAAAUUAAAAGUUCUCGAAUUUAAUCCAUACUUUUCUAAAAUGUUGUUAUUGUUGGUGAAAGUCUAAAAAUCAAUUAUUAUUGAAUUUAAUAAAAUAGUUUUUGAAUU